AAAAAAAAAAAAAAAAUCUAACUAAAGAUAAUCUAUUCCCACCAAGAUUCUUCAGGUAUAAAAACCGCCAGAGAGCGUAAAACCAUUUCAUGACGGGCAAAGUCGGACCCGGAUACAUGGAGCCAUUAGCGGAUCUCGAAAGAACCCAAACCCGGAUCCUCCAACGAAUAACAGACCUUGAACUCACCGCCGACCAGUCCUCCGAUUCCUUCCCUCUCUCCUCUUCCUCCUCCUGUUCCGCCGGCGCCGGCGCCGCCGACGACACUUCCACCACCGAAGGCCGGCUCUCCGCCAUUCUGAGAAGUAAAGGCGUCAGGGACUUCAGUUUCAAACGGGUCCCUUCCGAUUACUACGAUUGGACGCUCGAAGCCCGCCGGGACGUCCUGGGCGCAGCUUCUAUCCAUCAUAUUUGCAAAAGCAUUGUAUUGGUGAAUAAUCGAGCACCAGCACAUGUUACUGACUGCAGUGAUCGCAACAAUUCAAAAUAUUAUGUUGCUAUUGUACAGUAUACUGCUCGGUUCAAUGCUGAAUUUGUGAAGAACUUUCUGUAUGAAUUGAACAAUGGCCAGAUAUCCAAGAAGAAAUUUAAUAGUGAGUUGGUAGAUGUCAGGUUCAAUUGAUUUCUAUUUUCGUUGUGGAAAAUGAAUUUGAUUAAGAAGCAUGUAGACAGAAGGGUUAGAAAUGUGGAAAACUCCCAUGUUUUCCUAAACACUUGAAAAUUGGCAUUCCAUUAGUCUCUGUUUAUGCAUGUGCAUCAAGCUUUAUUGUGUACAUUGAAAUUGAAAUCCUAGUGUUGACAAAGUGAAAACUUCAGCUUAGAGUGGAAGAUGUGCAUCUUACUUGAAGCUUUUUUCGAGCAUUAGUAAAAUGUAGAAGUAUGGUAGAAGAUUGCAUGGAUUUUCAGUUAUAAAUCUAGAAGAUGGGCGUUGCAUAAAACCUGUUUUCAAAUACUUUUGUCUGGUUAAAUAAUUUUGCAGCUGUAAAUUUUUGUUGAAAUAUGCACCCUACGAACAGCUUCAAAUUAUGAUUUUUAUCUGCAUUUUCUGCUCUAAUUGGGUUGUAACACCCUGCAAACUGCGAAGUGUCCUUGCAGUAAAUGAGGAUGUGUACAUGUCUGUGUGUGCAUGUGUUUUUUUAAUAAUAAGUAGAAAAAAAAAUUUGGCUUUACUUUAAUUGCUGAAGAAUUGUUUGCCUGCACUAUAGUAUCAUGUUUUGUACUGUGGAAGAUCUUAUUAGUGGAUUGUCAAUUACAGGGAUCCGUGUUGGCCAUGUAUUGGUUCUGUUAAAUUUGGAUUUGUGUUGCUGAACUUUGAAAUACUUCCCAUAUGUCCUAAAUUUGUUUAUUGGUUGUGAGAACCUUUUAUUUAGAUCAGAAUAUUUGGUGCUUAAAUUACAAUGAAAACCAGGAUGUUUUCCCCUUAACAAAAGGUACCAAGAUGAAGUCGCCAUUUCUGGUUGUUACCCGUUUUUGAGAAAAUUUAGCCAGUGGAGCAGGAUGUCUCAAAUAGACUUCCUACAUCUCAGCUGUAAAGAUCAGAGCAGUUCGUAUCAUUUUUUUGUGCAGAAGACAGAAGUUUCCGCCAAUCUUAGAUUAAUUCUUUGAAGAAAUAAACUAGGCUUAAGCAUGGUAUAACCGUGUUAUAAUGUUCACUGAUCCAUUUAGGUUAAAUUAGAGGUACGUCUCCAUCAAUAUGUUUAUUUUGUCGUAUACAUUCAUUUGAGUUGCUUUGAGCAGCUCAUUAUUGUCUUAGCUUUAGCAUAUCUUAUAUCUGUCAACUUAAUACUGGUCCUCCCCUGUCUUGUUUGUAUUAUUUUGUGUAGAAUUCAGUGAGAUAAUGAUUCAUGGUUUAUUUCUAUACAGUGAGACUCGCUCCUGAAGAGAUAUCAGCAAAGUUGACUGGUUAUGAACACAAUGGGGUGACAUGUGUUGGCAUGAAAACAGACAUACCGGUAGUUACUAUCUUCACUGUUCCCUGUUUUAACAUGCGGCAUUCAUAAGUUUGAAUAUGUUGUACAGGAUUAUUGUUGGCACCAAAGUAAUUGUUUUGAUGUGUAAACCAACUCAUUACAUCUUGUUGUUGUAACUAGUCUAAUUUUUUGAUUGCGUCAAUUAGCCAUCUUUGUGAAGUUGUUUGAUUGCUUUCAGUAACCAUCUUUGUCAAAUUGUUUGAUGGUGUCUAGUAAACCUCUUAGCCACCACAUGAAUAGCUUCACUUUCAGUGAGGGACCACCACUUCAUUUUUCUAGUGUUUGAUAUGACCUGAACAACUUGGGUCCUAUAUUUGAUAAUUAGGGUCAGGUCUCCUGUCUAUCUUGCUAUAACCCAUGUUUUGUUGGAAAGGAUACUCGCACCAAGGUCCCCCAUGGUUCAUGUUUAGAGGAAAAGUGACUAUUAGGUAUGAGUUUCUUGUAAUCAUAGUAAGCCCAGUAAUGAAUUGUGCAAGUUGUCUUGCUUCCCACUGCCCUAAUACAUCAGUUUCCUAAAAAGUUAUCCCUCUCUAUAAGAACAACUUGGAACUUUUACACACUGCUUAGCGACGCUUGUUUUGCCCAUGCCGAAUUGAUUAGUAAUUUGUUUUUUCUUUCCUAUGUGUAUACAAACCUUACGACUCCGAGCUAUAUGAUAUAAAACAAAAUAAUAUUCAUAUUCUAGUCAAUUUCCCAUACAGCAUAUUUUACCAACUUAGGAGGUUUUGAAAAACCUUGCGAUCGGGGUAUGUUAACUGAACUUUGAACGUGCUGAAGUUUCUUUUUUGCUAAGAGCAUUUUAACUGUUUGAACUUUGAGUAAAGUCCUCAAAUUUAACUGAAUGUAUAUGCAAUUACUUGAGCUGCUUUUUUAGUUAUCACUUAUUUCAAACAUCAUUCAACAUGAGAUGCUUGACCCGUUCAGCAGUUUGACAGCAUUCUGGAAGGGUUGUGAUUACAUGUUGCUCUCCCCAUCAUUGAGUAGCAUGCUAAUAAGUCGUGUUUCUGAUGUAAGGAGAUUGAUGAUACAUCAUGAUAUUUUCUCAGGUGAUUUUGGAUGAAGCAAUUGUGAAGCUUAAUCCUGAUUUCUUUUGGUUGGGAGGUGGUGAGAUUGAUCUGAAACUCGGAAUAAGGACCAGUGAAUUCAUUGAUCUCAUGAAGCCAUUUAUUGUCAACUGCAGCGAUGCAUCACCCAGCUGCUAAUCCCUAUCUUAGGCUGCAGCUAAAACGUCGAUUGGAUUUAGCCAUUAUUGCCUAGAUAUUCCUUUUCAGUUUGCCUCUUUUCCCCUUUUGGAGAACUAUAGGACUUACACAGACGUGUAUUAGUGUCGUACUGAUGAUAUUUGACUAAUGCAUUGCAGUAGCACGACAUUCUUGAAUCGAAUCUUUGAUGUUCAGGAUGAGCUGAAUUCAUAUAGGUUUAAGCUUUCGCUGUCAUUGAACCAAAAGUGCAUCCAAGUUGCAUUUGCCUAAUUUAUUGCCAUGGAGGCAUUAUAUAUGAAACAUUAUUGCAUUGUAU
Molecule: messenger RNA, 3486 nt
Organism: Oldenlandia corymbosa var. corymbosa
Lineage: Eukaryota; Viridiplantae; Streptophyta; Magnoliopsida; Gentianales; Rubiaceae
Source: the annotation of a GenBank genome assembly